Molecule: messenger RNA, 1406 nt
Organism: Caenorhabditis sp. 36 PRJEB53466
Lineage: Eukaryota; Metazoa; Nematoda; Chromadorea; Rhabditida; Rhabditidae
Source: the annotation of a GenBank genome assembly
AUGAACUCAUCUUCCAUCAUGGAAGCCCUUACCACUUCAAUAUACGACGAUUCCACGGCGUCGGAAGUGUUUGAGCCGGUUCCGUUGCUCAGGCAUUCCUACCAAUUGACCGUUCUCUACACUGUCGCCUACGGAGCCGUCUUCUUCACCGGAGUCCUCGGAAACACAUUUGUCGUGUUGGCUGUGUGGGCUCACAAAACUCUCAACAUAACCACGGACUACCUGAUUCUCUCGCUGGCUCUGGCGGAUUUGUUCAUCCUCUGGAUUUGCUUGCCGACCACUCUGAUCAACAGCAUUUUCACGGGUCAGUCCUUCUCGAUCGCCCCUUCAUUCAGAUCCGAUUCUUCCAGAAUGGCUCUGGGGUCAGUUCUUCUGUCGGCUGUCCACGUGGGCGAACGCAUCCACUUCCUUCGCAUCCGUCUACACGUUGGUCGCCGUGACGGCCGACAGAUACCUGGCCAUUUGCCACACGCUCAAGUACAACACAAGCUGGGAUCGUGAGUACACGAAGUAUGUCAUCUUCACGAUUUGGUUUGUUGCUGCAAUAUUCGGAAUUCCCAACUGGUACAAUUAUGCUCUGGUAACAUGGUGUGCAUGGAAUUAAAGUGAACGGAGAAGAGUUGCAGAUCGUUUGGCAUGAAGGUAACUACGGCUACCGAUUAUGUACUUCCCAGACCGACCAAAAGUUAUACUUUCUAUGCGUCAAUCUUUUGCUCGCGUUCAUCAUUCCAUUCGGAUUGAUAUCCGGUCUGUACACUAAGAUAUUCAUCACCGUUUCCACGCACAGAAGCCUUGCGGUUGACGCGAGAGUGAGCGAUGAACCUCUGAAUCACUCCCACUCUCAUCUGAUUCAGGCUCGGGAAGACAGAGUCAAACUGCGGGUGGCCACUAUGAUGCUCACCGUCAUCAUUGUGUUCGCAUGUUGUUGGCUGCCUCUCUAUUGCAUCUUCACCUACUUUUUCUUUUUCGCCGACCAACGAUCCGACCUAUUCAUGAUCACUUCCAUGGUAUUCCCGUAUCGUCCCUUUUUAAAGAGUCCUUUAAUUUUCAGUUGAUUCGUCCCAUUUUCCAAUGGAUGUCCCUGCUGUCAAGCUCUUUGAAUCCGAUCAUUUACAUCGCUUAUAGUCACAAGUAUCGACGGGCGUUCAAGACGAUUCUUCUGAUGCCGUGCAAGUCGAGGUACUUUCAGUCCGUCCGUCUUCAUUUUCUAGUUUUCGGUGCUCAGAUACGAGAGAGUUCGGAGCACUAUUCUCCGCCGUCAUUCGCAAAUCAGCCGUGGGGGAAAGUCAACUGCUACCAUCUCAAUGUCUAACUUCGGCACUGAAAUAUCAAAUCUAGGAGGAGCAUCGACUAUGCUCAUCGCACAAGACUGCAAACAAACGGAAGGCUCCACUUCCGAAUGCUGA